Messenger RNA from Heterobasidion irregulare TC 32-1, 1035 nucleotides. Its product is annotated as Sec62 superfamily protein. Bases 75 to 890 code for a protein of 271 amino acids. NCBI's taxonomy places the organism in Eukaryota, Fungi, Basidiomycota, Agaricomycetes, Russulales, Bondarzewiaceae. The transcript is spliced from 4 exons. The record is from RefSeq and is a predicted model, not a curated record. Gene Ontology annotation, biological process: post-translational protein targeting to membrane, translocation. Gene Ontology annotation, cellular component: endoplasmic reticulum; endoplasmic reticulum membrane.
GUUCAUCCACCACGCCCAUCCCGGCACACACCUUCCUUGCUGCACAAGACACCCGCAUCCGUUGACGGACCGCCAUGUCUACCUUGGAACAGCAGGCCAAGGCCCCGCCAGAUCUCCGCAAUGUCGUGUCCUUCCUGAGAAGCAGCAAAGCAGGGCUCAAAAACAGGGUGGGUGUGCUUAACGGAAAGCGUAUCGAUUACUUCAAAGGCAAAUCCGCCGUGAAAGCCCUCCUCUCGCCCGCAUACGCCAAGCUCAAAAACGUCCCAAAAGUCACGUCCGAGACCGAAGCUUCCGCGCUGCUGCACUCUAUCAUCCCCUACGCCUUCUUCCUCCGUGUCGAGCGCGGGCAGCCCGUCGGUUCUGCCUCCUCCCCCAAACAUGUCCAAAUCAACCAGAUGCAGAUGUUCAAGCCUGAGGAGUACUACGCGUGGUUCUAUGAGGGCUCGCAGUGGACGACGUACGUCGGCGGUGUCGCCAUGGUCGCCGUCAUCCUCGCUGGCGUCAUGUUCCCUCUCUGGCCACCCAUGCUUAGGCUCGGAGUGUGGUAUAUCAGUAUCGCGGUGCUUGGUCUCAUCGGGUUGCUGUUCGCGAUCGCGAUCGUGAGGUUGAUAUUCUAUAUCAUCACGGUACUCGUUGCGAGUCCCGGCAUAUGGAUAUUUCCAAGAUUGUUUGCAGAUGUCGGAUUCGUCGACUCAUUCAUCCCGCUCUGGGAAUGGGAUCUCCCCAAGAAGAAGUCGAAGAAGAAGAAAUCCGGCAAGUCUGAGAAGAAGGGCGCUGAGGGCGAGCAGGAGGCACCGCAAGGUGCCUUCAUCGAAGAAGUAGACUCGGGCUCCUCACGUGCGGAAAGCAUGCAGGCAACGGUAGAGGAGGUGCCAGAAGACGAGUCAUGACGCGGGCGCGCAUACACACCACUACCGUCACCGCCAUCUAGACUCGGUACUGUACAGAUUCGUCCUCUUGUAUCCUUGCCACCCUACCCCAUAUAUUCUCCGCGAUGACUAUAUAUUUCUUUCAUUUGGGGCGUUUGUCGCUAUC